Molecule: messenger RNA, 1549 nt
Organism: Perkinsus marinus ATCC 50983
Lineage: Eukaryota; Perkinsozoa; Perkinsida; Perkinsidae
Exons: 12
Source: RefSeq, a predicted model, not a curated record
GUUAUUAUUAUCGAAUAUGCGUUUACUAGUCGCUAUACUAGUCGCUUUUUGUACAGCUAUAGAGGCUGCCGACUCGGACUCAGCGAGGGCUGGCUUGAGAGUGAUGGUUGAGUGGGCUGACAGUGACAAGGAGCUCACGGUGGAGGAGGUUGCUGUCACGUUGUACACUAUGCGUCACCUACGUCGUGCUCUAUCGUCUCAAGGAGAGGCAGUGAGCCCUUUGUUCUGGGCCUGGUUGGGAGACUUUGAAGCUCAGACAGAAGCUAUUAUGGCAGCUAAGAAUGACUUGUUCACAUUGAAUGUAUUGACGAAUCAAUUUCGCAGCGAUAUGAAGAUCUUUCUGGCCGAGUUCGGAAGUACUCCCCUUGGGCCACUCUCGAAGGUUUCUUCUGACGAUGGGUGGACGGAUGAUUCGGAUGAAUUACGGUCUAUCGCAUGCUAUGUGGAUGCCCCUGGUGUGGAUGUAACCAACUGUGGCGGUGGAAUUGUAUUCGAUCGAGUUGAGGAUGCUAUCAACCAUCGAAAUGAGCUCAGUGGUGUUGAUAUUGGAGUUGUUGUUAAGACUAGUAGAGAACUGGAUAGGGUGAAAUCGAGUGGUAUAUCUCCUAAGUGGGUUUUGGCUUCUUCGAAGCGGCUCGCUCAAGCAGCUGAAAGUUCUUUCAAAGGAGCACUCGUUUCUCGAGGCGGAGUGUUGAAGGGCGUCGUAGCGAACUUUGGUGUAUCGGGCUUUGUCCUGGCGAGUAGGGUAGAUACUAGAUUGUAUGGAUUGAAGAGGUUGGGGGAGUGCGGACGAGAGAAAGGGUACACCGUGCUCCGUGAUCCGACAGACAGUCCCACAUCAGCGACGGCCCCCUCCAUCAGUUGUGAGAUACCCUCUUUGGAAACUGAAACUAUCGAGAAAUUCCCACAUAUUCACCCGGACUACAUCGUUCGUGCAGAGCUGAAGCUAGCCUCGGGUCAACUGCCGGGGAUUGCCUCUGAACACCUGUCGAGGAAAGCUGUGACGAGGCUUCAUGAGGAGCUGUUGGAAAACGAUUAUGCGGUGUAUUUACCCGAUGCUUUUACGAAGGAGACUUUCGAAGAGAUCCUCGCGGAAGUGGAACGAUUAUGGAGAAUUGGGGAAAAUAAAACGUCGGGGAUGGAAGCCAACUGCAAUCUUGACGGCAACGACAGAAUGGGCGGUGGAAGAGUUCAUGAUCAGGUGACCAGGCCCGGAAGCGCACUAUGGGGCGCUGACUUCCCAAUGGAACUAAGGGAAUAUGGGAGAAAAAGCAAAGGUAUGCCUUGCCACGCUGAUCUACAGAUGUACAAGUCGAUGGAGACGGACUGGGAAGUUGUCGUAACGGUUUCUAACUCGGCUGAGUCCAGAUGUGAAUUUACGUGGACGAAUAAGAACGGCGAGAAGCGUGUUGUGCGUACUACUGCGAAUUCAGUUACGCUUGUACGACCCAAUUCUGCAGUACAUUGUGUGACAUCAACGGCUGGCGGUCGCAGGGAAAUGUUGAAGAUGAUUUUCACGGGCGAUUAUAGAAAGGAUGGCAAUUUUUGG